Exophiala bonariae is the source of this 1161-nucleotide messenger RNA. RefSeq lists its product as uncharacterized. The record is from RefSeq and is a predicted model, not a curated record. Bases 1 to 1161 code for a protein of 386 amino acids. Gene Ontology annotation, biological process: lysosomal transport; endocytic recycling; Golgi vesicle transport. The transcript has a single exon. Gene Ontology annotation, cellular component: GARP complex; EARP complex; membrane. Lineage: Eukaryota; Fungi; Ascomycota; Eurotiomycetes; Chaetothyriales; Herpotrichiellaceae.
AUGGCGACCAUCACCUCACCGCGCAGCGAAUCCCCCGCGGCGAACCCGAUCCCCCGCAUCACCUCACCGCAGAUCCCACACUCACCCAGCAUCGGCGGCACGCCGACGUCGUCGGUGCGACCGUCAAUCGAGAUCCCCGUGCGGGGGACUACCUCAUCCCCAUCGCUCCAGCAGAAUGGCAGCGGCCAACAACCACACACACAACAGCGGCGCAACCGCGCUGCACUGCGCGACUACUAUAACCUCAAAGCCAAGGGCGCACCAGCCGGUGGCGGAGGAGGAGGAAACGGGGCCGGGAGCAUGCACAGCGUGAGCCGGACGGCGAGCAUCGCCUCGAACGCGUCCGAGUACUCCGCCAGCGGGAAUGCGACGGCCGAGGACCGGGCAGCCUCGUCUUCAGUGAGCGCACAGCUCGCGGCACGGCUGGACGACCCGGCCUUCGACGCCGAGGCGCACGUCGCGGAACUGCUGCGGUCGGCCGGGCUGCGCGACAUCCUGCGCACGGAGAGCGUGCUGGUCAGCGAGAUCCGCACGCUCGACGGCGAACGCAAGGCGCUGGUCUACGACAACUACAGUAAACUCAUCAAGGCCGUCGGCACGAUUGCCGAGAUGCAGAAGGGCAUGCAUCGUGGCGCGGAGCGAGGGUAUGCUGCGGCUCCGGGAGGGUUCUUGGGUCAACAGCACGACCGCCUCGGUGCCGCAGCAGUGGGGAAGGGUGGAAAUCGCCAGCCGCAGAGUCUGGGCCUGGAAGGGGUCGAGAGGUUGGGUGAAAAGCUGGAGGCCCUGGUGGCGGUCGUCAAGGAAUUGGCGCCUGCUGUGGUGGCAGCGGAAGCGGGUGCGCGAGUCGGAGCGGAAGACCAAGCAGGACGCAGUGUACAGAAAACUCGGGAUUUGAAAAGACAGAAGGAGACGGUCAAGUGGGCAUUGGAUGCGCCGGCGAGAUUGCAGGAUCUUGUGGCGAAAGGAGAACAUGACGAGGCUAUCAAAGAACACGAGGCUGUCUUUGAAGUUAUUACUCGCUGGAAGGGCGUUCGUGGCGUCGAUGAGCUACGGGACAAAUGUGCCAACAUCAUGACUGGUGUUAAGCGGACGUCGAGCCAUUCAGACGAUGAUCAAGAGAAUGAUAGUGACGAAGAUGACGACGACGAUGACUCUAGCUGA